Messenger RNA from Ananas comosus (pineapple), 1962 nucleotides. Its product is annotated as renalase. The coding region runs from base 64 to 1563 and encodes 499 amino acids. The transcript is spliced from 8 exons. Lineage: Eukaryota; Viridiplantae; Streptophyta; Magnoliopsida; Poales; Bromeliaceae. The record is from RefSeq and is a predicted model, not a curated record.
GGGAGAUAUUGUGGGUUCCUCCCCCAAACAAUCUCUCUCCUCUUCUUCGCACUCUCACUCUCAAUGGUUGCUGCUCCUUCUUUCCCCUCCUCUCUGAUACUGCAACCCCUCAAACCACCACCCUCAAAUCCCCUCCUCCCCCAACGAAACCCUAGAUUACUAACCCCAUUCUCCUCCCCACUCCGCUCCUCCGCGGCGGAGCCCAAGCCGCCGCCGCUGCGGCGCAAGGCAAUGGAGGGCGGGGCGCGCGGCCGAAACCCUAGGCGGAGGAUGGGAUCGUACGGGACCUCCCGGAGGUCGGUUAUCAAGAAGAGCUUCUCCCAGGAGCAGGUCGUGUUCGCCACCGCUCCGGCGACGGAUCCCGUCGUCGCCGUCAUCGGCGGCGGCGUCUCGGGCCUUGUGUGCGCGGCCACGCUCGAGAAGCGGGGGAUCCGAUCCGUCGUCUUCGAUACGGGGAUGCAUGGAUUAGGUGGGAGGAUGGCGACAAGAAUGAUAGAUCCCCAGCAAUUGGUUUUUGAUCAUGCGGCUCAAUUCUUUACUGUGAGCGAUCAAAGGUUUCAGAAGUUGGUUGAUCGAUGGCUGGAUGAAGGGUUAGUUCGUGAAUGGAAGGGGUUGCUGGGUGAGCUUGAAGGUGGUGGGCAUUUUACUCCUCUAACUUUCUCGUCUCCAAGAUAUAUAGGUGCUAAAGGGAUGCGAUUCCUGGCAGAUUCCAUCAUACGUCAGAGUCGCAUGGUUGAUAUUGUAAGACCUUGCUGGAUUAGUCAGCUCGAACCUUUCAAUGGGAAGUGGUACUUAUCUGAGAAGGCGAAACCACAUGGCCAAUUUGAUGCAAUUGUCAUUGCCCAUAAUGGAAAAUGUGCAAACCGUUUACUCUCUUCAUCAGGAUUACCAUUGCUGACUAAACAAAUGAAGAGGCUGGAGCUAAGUGCUGUCUGGGCACUUCUUGCUGCGUUUAAAGAUCCUCUUCCACUUCCUCAAAAUGGGGCAUGUCCGACAUUCGAAGGAGCAUUUGUAAAAGGUGUUGAUUCUAUCUCAUGGAUGGCCAACAACACUAGCAAACUUUUCCCUUUUCAGAGUGGCAUGCCACAAUGUUGGACCUUUUUUAGCACCUCUGCUUAUGGACAGAGAAAUAAAGUUCCACAGGAAAAUAUUCCAAGCGUCACGGCUGAAAAAGUGAAGGAAGAAAUGCUUGGUGGUGUAGAAUAUGCUCUUGGAUUGCCUAAAGGAUUACUCCAGCGACCAUUUUACACGCGUGUGCAACUAUGGGGAGCAGCUCUGCCAACAAAUACUCCCGGGGUACCUUGUAUCUUCGAUCCUCAUGGACGUGCAGGAAUUUGUGGUGAUUGGCUACUUGGUUCAAGUGUGGAAGCUGCAGCGUUAAGUGGCAUGUCUCUCGCAAAUCAUAUGGCAAAUUACUUCCAGAGCGGUGACGCCCAACCUGACGAAUUUGCAGUGGGUUUGCAUGAGAAGUUCCGCCCGGUUGGCGGUCAUGAUAUUGGUCAGUUUCCGGGUCUGGAUUCUCAAAGACAGGUACUGGAAGCUCAGGCAAUUACAACUGCAUGAAAAGAAAAAGACAGGUCUCAUGGCCUUUUCUUUUUCUCUUGUUUUGAUGACAUCCCAAUUUUGUGAGAUGUUCAGAUUUUACUUUUUUUGGUUUUUUUUUUUAAUUUUUUAUUGGCCGUCAUGUAAGUGAUGAAUUGAUCCUGAGUCCAACUAUAUGCUUGAGAAUAGAAGCCUUGUGCUUUCUUAUAUGCAUGUGCGAGGUUUCUAUACACCACUUCGAUCACUCACACUCAUCGAUCAUAUAAAGCACAAUUUCAUCCUGAGAAACAUUUGCCCACAAAAUCUUGACACCAUAGCUAGUUUGCCUAGUGGAAGAUAAGAAGAUUCAUGUGUAAUUAGUUUCAAAAUUUCCGUCUCAGGUGUAUGGAUGAAGGUUCAAAGUGGCUUUAUUGGGGUUUC